AUGAGCAAUGCAGGAAAGAAGAAGGGUCUUUCAAUGGAUGAGAAAGUGUCACGGAUAGAAGAGUGGUUCGUUUCUCAUCCUUCACCAUACACUCUAAAAGACUUAAUUGUGGUAUUACCGAAAGCUACAGGUGUUAUUCCACAGUCUAUUGAAGAAUGUCUGGAAAUUCUUGUUUCAGAAAACCGUGUGCAACAGAAGAAAGUAGGCAUACAUGUUCUCUUCUGGAAAUUUCCAAAGACAGCUACACAAGAGUUGGCUGCCACUAUAGGCGGCAGUGGUGGUACUUCAGAGGCAGAAAAAUAUUUAAAUAUGAGUGUUGCCCAAAUACAAGAAGAGAUUGAAACAUUGAAGAAAAGAGAAGUAGAGGUGUGUCGACGCAUCAAAGAAGUUCGAGCAGAAAUCGGUAGUGAAGAGUCCGUGCGACAAGAUAAUGAGAAAAUUCUUCAACUGCAAGGGGAAAAGAAAACGCUUGAGUCAAAGCUAGAGAAACUCGCCGUGUUUGAUGCACCUAUGAUUAAAAAGAUAAAGGAGGCAACUACGAUUGCCUUGGAGGCGGCUAAUCGGUGGACAGAUAACAUGUACUCGCUGGAAUUUCACAUAUCCAAGCGGAUGGGCCUGAGUUCCCGUGAACUGCGUACACAAUUGCAAAUUGCACCUGAUAUUGACUACAUAGAGGAUGAAGACCUCUCACUCGGCGACAACUCCGUAAAGAAACGUAUGGCACAGCCAGAGAAUGAACCUCUGUUCAAAACCUAUACUCUUCGUGUUGAAAAGGAAACUGAUUGCGAGUCAAUGAAAUCAGGGUCACCAACAGACUUUCAUGAAGGUGAUACUUCCGCAGCACGGCAAACGAUCACUACAGUUGAAGAGCAGAGUGAUGCCACCCAUACAAAAACAGAAACUAAAGGGAUUGAUGUCAAACAACAUCAAGGGAAGCGUCAACGGGAUAAUAUUAACAAAACACCAGAUUCAUUAAUAGACUUGGAAAAGGAAGACAAACAAAGUGUGAAAAUUACAAAAGAACAUAAUGAUGAAAACGACACCAAAAGUCGCGUAAACGGUCGUAAUAAACGCCAUAAAAAAUAA
Molecule: messenger RNA, 1086 nt
Organism: Trypanosoma theileri
Lineage: Eukaryota; Euglenozoa; Kinetoplastea; Trypanosomatida; Trypanosomatidae
Exons: 1
Coding region: 1-1086 (361 amino acids)
Source: RefSeq, a predicted model, not a curated record